Molecule: messenger RNA, 4717 nt
Organism: Linum trigynum
Lineage: Eukaryota; Viridiplantae; Streptophyta; Magnoliopsida; Malpighiales; Linaceae
Source: the annotation of a GenBank genome assembly
CACCAAAUAAUUAUUUUCAACUUCAAUUCACUUGGUGUGAAAGGUUGGUCAAUCUUUUCACUGCACAAAAUGUUAUCAUCGUGUGCAUUGACAACUAACAGUAGCAAAUCUAAUCAUUUUUUACAAGCAAAUACAUUGACGAGAACAAAUUUUCUCUUUCGUUUUGUCAUUAUCAUAAAUUUUUUAUGAAUUCCUCUAAUAGUUUGCCCUUCUUAGUUCUCAUCCAUAUUGAUAAACUAGAAUGUAAAAAUGUUAAAAAAUAGUAGAUUAAAAUAAUUUAUAGGUUUGUUAUGGUUUGAUGAUAGAACAUUUGACGAUUGACAUUGAAAUUAAAGAUUCAAAUAUCACUGUUAACACAUUAAUAUUAUUAAUAUUUUGUGAAUUUCUCCAAAUUUAAGGGGAUGCCAUGGAAUCCUCUUCCUUGCCCCUAGAUCCGCCCCUGUGGGUGGCUAUCUCAAUAUUAAUAUUUGUUCUGUGACAGGUCAGAAUGUCGGAUGUAAGUAAGGUAUUACGUUCUGGAAUGCAGGUUGAGACAAGUCGACUCAUAUGUGUAUUUAUUGUAACAGAAAAACACUUGACACAUUGAUUUCCCAUGAAAAAAUUUGACAAGUAAAAUAUAAGAUGAUAAGUGUAGUUAAAUUAUUUAAGAAAUUGAGGAUCUCAUUAAUUUACAAAUUUAUUAUAGCUAAAGUAUGAUGUAAUCAAAGUAAAAUCUUAAGUAAUUUCUGUAAAUUUACAUAUAAUAUACACAAUAACGGGUCAAGAAUUGGACAGUCCAGGGUGGGUCAGGUCGAGGAAGUACAAAUGCACGUCUUGCCCCGCCGACGAGAUGAUAUUACCCGCUCCAAAACAGGUCGAAUAGGAAUGAUCAUAUCAAAAUUGUCAUCCCUAAUUUGAACGUACUCAUAAGGUUGCAUGAUUAUUGAAUUACACACUGGACGCUUUAUGAUUGUUGAAUGGAAGUGUUGAUAACCAUUCAAAAGUCACGAUACAUCCAAAGUAUAAUUUGAUACGUAGGCAUAUUAUAACAAUAUUUUUGUAUGUGACAUUCACGCAUAUUUAACUCGUAUAUCUUAAUUGGGUUAAAUUUUUUACAUCAUAGCUAAGAUGUCAUCCAUCAUAUAUCGUAUAGUAUUUUACUCAUUUCUGUCUCGUCUUUAUUUCCUUAUUUGGUCUUUCGUCGUUCAAUUGUGAGUUUAUAUGAAUAUUGUGCUUCUCUAUUUUGCAUUUUGCUCCAUUGUGGAUAAUGAUUAUGGCAAGGCAGUGAAGGAUUCGUGAAAGUAAAUUCUUGCAUUGUUUUGUCAAUAAUGGGAGCUACAAAAUGUGAAUGUUAGUGCAAGUAGCACGACUUCCUUUUUUGCGUCAAUGGUAUCAAUCAGUUUGACUUUAUUAUUAAAGGAGCUAGCUAUAUUUAUCAGACAAGGUAUGUUCAAUCCUUCUAUAAUUUGGUUGGAUUGCGGUUUGACUUUAUUUUGUAUUUGAUGUUACAGAAAGAUCAAAAUACAGGGACAAUAAAUGCAAUGUUCAUCUUAAAUUUUUGGUAUAUAUAUGGUGGUUUCCGAACAAUAAAUAUUUGGAGCAUAGAAGACAAAUUCAUGCGAACGGUUCAACUAAUUGUUUUUGUAGUUAUAGUCGUUGUGUUUUUUUAGUUGUAGGACUACAACUCUGUACGGAAAUUUUAGAACUCAUAGUUAGCAACUUACGGGCGUUUGCUUCAUGGAUUUGAAAAAUGAGGGUUUUGGUAAAAUCUGGGUUUUGGAAAACCAUGGAUAUAUGAUGGAUUUGGUGGCAUUAUGGAUUUGAACAAGUCUAUUGUUUGCUUGAUGGAUUUGCUUAUGGACUUUGUUUGAUUAGAUUUGUGGAUAUUAAAUACAAAUUACCUAGUUACCCUUAUUUAAUUAUAUUUUUAUAUUAUAAUCCAAAUCUUUCAUUUAAAACUAAUCCAAAACAUAGAAAUAAAUUUUAAACUCUUUACCACUAUGUGGAUUAAUAAUUCAACUACAAAUAUAGAAAUGUAUUACAAUUUGGCACUAAUUAACAAUUCAUCUUGGCACUAAUUAAAAAUUCAUCUAAUAAUCCUUCAUAAAAAAAACAAUUCAUCUAAUAAUGUACGCAAUAUUAUGUAUCAAUUGCAGUCAAUUGCUCGCUUUAUUGCUACAACUCAUCAUCUUCUUGCUAACUCACCGAUGUGGAAUCUGACAAUCAAUCAAAUAAUAAUGUACAAGAUGAGCAUAAAGUGUUUCUAGGUGAAUCUAACAAAUCACAUAUACAUUCAUAUUUAAAUAAAAUACGAUAUAACAAAAUGAAAUGAUAACUUCUCAUAUUUAUAAAAUACGAAAUUAUAAAAGUUUACAGUUGCAUGAUCAUUGAAUUAAAGUAGGACAAAUUUGUAAUUAAAGAAAUAAUUAAGGGUAGAAAGGUAAUUUACCAUCAUGGAUUGUAAUCCAUCACCCAAAUCCCACCUCAAAAGGUGGAACUUCCAAGUCCGUGGGGUCCACGGAUUUGGAACCCCAAAAGUGGUGGGCCCCACAAAUUCCAUCUCCCUAAUUCCCUAAGGCAAACGAUGGAUUUCGGUUCAAGUCCAUGAUGGAUAUAUUUCCAUGACCAAAUCCAUGACCAAAACCCUCAAGCAACUCCCUAUAUAUAUAGGUAGGGAAGGCAAAAAGAACUCAAUAUUUGGGUAAUAUAUGCACAAACUUAACUUACUAUGGGUCGAAUUAAGUUUGAGUAAUUUUACUUCUGAUUCUCACCCACGCCUUAUUGGGUUUUUUUAGUCUAAAAUUGUACCCACAUUAUUGGAAGUUCAAAAAAAUAUGGGUAUCUGACUAGAAUGCAAUUUUUAUAUUACUAUUUUUUGUUAUGAAACAAAUAGAAAGGUGGAAUGCAAACACCUACAUGAAAAGUGUAUAAUUGGAUAAGUGGCGGAUCCAAAAAAUUUACAUAGGGGUGUCCUCUCCUAAAAAUUUAAUUAAUUAAUAAGAAAAUAUCCGAUUUGUACAAAAUACAAUAAAAUACAUUGGCAUGACGUGUUUUGUAUUAUUGAAAAAUUGUAAAAUACAACAUUUGAGUCUAGCCAAAAACGAACUAACCCAUAUAGGAUCCAAUUUAAACCCAACUCAAACCCAAAAACAUUGAAAGUGCAUAAUGGGUUCAUCUGAAUCUGACUCAAUACCCAUACAGAUCAUGCCAAUUACAUCAAAUUACCCAACAAAUCGAUUCAUUACCAUGUCUCUACCUAUAGAAUUAGCACACUCCCCAAACACAAUUGGAAUACAAAUCAUAAUCUUUUUGCCCCCCUAACCUAAGUCAAUCUUUGCAUGCCCUUAAUUACACCCUCUUAAUUCUCAUCCAUCUAACUCCCAAUAUUCACCCACCCUAGCUAUUACACAUCCAUCCAUCCAUCAAUAAUCCAACUACACCAAUAAUAGUAAUUACCCCCAACCCUCCCCUCUUUGACCCUCCAAAACAACCCCACCCCACCCUCCUACACCUCUCUCCCACCACCCUACUAAUUUAUUCACAACAAUGAAAACAAAGGAAGCCACCCCUACAAUAUUUUCACACUAGCCAAUCCAAUCCAAUCCCCAUGUUCACACCCACCUUCCCCUCCAAACCCAAAAAACCAUAAUAUAAAUAACACCUAAAACCCAGCCGCCUUCCUCCCCCAAUUCCAAUAACACCAACCAAUUUCCUCUCUCUCUCUCUCUCCCUCUCUCUCUCUCUAGCUAAUUAACCUUCCCUCCUUGUACAAUAUGGAGAGCUCACCGGCCGGCGGGAAGUACUCGACCCAAGCCAUGAUGGACGGCGUCGAACGGCCGAGCCCGAGCCAUGCCAAUAUUCAUAACCACAAGGGGCUGCGGACCGGCGAGCUGGCACUGAGAGCCGGCGCCCUGUUGCUGACCUUGGCCGCCGCCAUCGUGCUCGGGAUCAACAAACAGACCAAAACGGUGCCGGUUCAGAUCAUCAGCACCAUGCCUCCGGUCAACGUCCCCGUCUCCGCCAAGUGGCACUACCUCUCCGCCUUCACGUUUUUCGUGGUGUGCAAUGCGAUAGCCUGCGCCUACGCUUUCUUUUCCCUCCUGCUGGCCUUGGUGGGGAGGAAGGGAACCGCGGCGGCGACCGUGAUCCUCGACCUGCUGACGGUGGCGCUGCUGUUCGCCGGAAACGGGGCGGCGACGGCGGUGGGGCUGAUCGGGUACAAGGGGAACACGCACGUGCGGUGGAACAAGGUGUGCAACGUGUUCGACAGGUUCUGCCACCAGGUGGCGGCGGCGCUGGGGCUGUCGCUGGUCGGGUCCGUGCUCUUCGUUCUGCUCGUCCUGGUCGCCGUCGUGCGGCUUCACCGGAAGUAUUGAGUGUUGACUAAGCUGAUGAAAACGUGGUGCUCUUUUUUUCUUCUUCUUUUUUUGCGUAUUUGUUGUUGGAUUUUUUUUUCUUUUGAAAUUCUAGUCUUUGUAAUUUGUAUGCUGUAAUUGUGUGAAGAAAUUAAAUUCGUUUGAUAGCCGAUGAUAAUUGUUAGUUUUUUUUUCAAUUAAUGUUACAUUUCUUUCUAGUGUAAGAGUGUGGUAUAAAAUCCAGCAGAAACUUCUCCCAACAACCCGAGUUAUUGGGACCAACUGGUUCUUGACAUGGUAUCAUAGUCUAAACUGAAAGGUCAAGUGUUCAAAUCUCCACAACCCUCAAUAUUAACAGUUUAUAUUAAAGCACAAGGUAUGGU